CUCAAACCGGCUCGGCGGCGGCGGUGCUCCGCUCGGUUGUUUGUAAACGAGACUAUAAAGCUUUACGUGGUUACUGUAUAAUUCAGGUUAAUACACUUUUAUAUCAAUCAUGAAGGAACCGAAGCAGACUCCUAUAAAGGACCUGGCCGAGUUGCGCGCGUACUUCGCGUCGCACAACGCGGUCCGCGAGUACAUCGCGCACUCGUCCAAGGUGCACUCGGUGGGCUGGUCAUGCGACGGCCGCAAGCUCGCCUCGGGUUCCUUCGACAAGACCGUCGCCAUCUUCAACCUCGAGCGGAACCGACUGGUGCAAGAGUUUGUGUUCCGAGGGCACACUGGCUCAGUGGAUCAGCUGUGCUGGCAUGCAUCACACCCAGACUUGCUCAGCACCGCCAGCGGGGACAAGUCCGUGCGCAUCUGGGACACCAGAUCUCGCAAGUGUGCGGCUGUAAUCCCGACGAAGGGCGAGAACAUCAACAUCGCGUGGGCACCGAACGGCGCCGCCAUCGCCGUCGGCAACAAGGAGGACUUGGUGUCGUUCAUAGACACGCGCACCUACAAAGUGGUGACAGAGGAACAAUUCCACUUCGAGGUGAACGAGAUCUCGUGGAACAACAGCUCGGACCUGUUCUACCUGACCAACGGGCUGGGCUGCGUGCACAUCCUGUCGUACCCGGGCCUGGCGCUGCAGACCGUGCUGAAGGCGCACCCGGGCACGUGCAUAUGUAUCGAGCACGACCCCACGGGGCGGUACUUCGCCACGGGCUCGGCCGACGCGUUGGUCUCGCUGUGGGACGCUCAAGAAUUGGCUGCGCUCAGAGUAUUUUCCAGACUGGAGUGGCCGGUGCGCACGCUCUCGUUCAGCUUCGACGGCCGCCUGCUGGCGUCGGCCAGCGAGGACCACGUUAUAGAUAUCGGGGACACAGAGACAGGAGAGAAAGUAGCAGAGAUCCCGGUGUCAGCGGCCACAUUCACUGUAUCCUGGCAUCCCAGCCGGUACCUGGCCGCCUUCGCCUGCGAGGACAAGGAGCCCUCGGAGAGGAAGAGGGAUGCCGGCAACCUCAAGCUGUGGGGGCUGCCCAACCAGGACCGCAACUAACUGUAGCCACUUGACCCACAAGCCCGCUACAACCCCGAGAGGAACAACAAGUCAACAAGUUGUGGGGGCUGCCCAACCAGGACCGCAACUAACUGUAGCCACUUGACCCACAAGCCCGCUACAACCCCGAGAGGAACAACAAGUCAACAAGUUGUGGGGGCUGCCCAACCAGGACCGCAACUAGUGCACUGUGGCUGGCUCUCGGCUGCUGAGCCACUCACCUGCACAAAGUGCCCCUUCAAGACGAUUUGAGACGGGCCUCCGGCUGGACCUUUCCAGCUCCUUGAGCUACGGAAGCCUCUGUACCUUCAAACCUGGACUAAUAGAGCGUCAAUAGGACGAAAUUCCUCCUGGUUAGCCCAUUUCGAAACAAUUGAAGAUUGCAUCCUACAGAAAAGAAAAAACCAAAUUAGCUCCAAGUUGUCAUGAUUGCACAUGACUCUGCCCCUGCUAGAACACAUAUUAUUAUGUGACUUUUUUGUAAAUAUUAUUGUGAAAUAUAACGUGUUAAAAAAAUGAGACAAUAUAGUCAAUAUAUGUAUAGUAUGUGAAUGUGUAGUGAUUUGUGGCUUUGAAAUACUUUGAAUAGAGCCGCAAGAUGUCACAUACAUUGGAUAACGUUACAUUUUAAUUGCACUCUUUUUGCAGUGAUUCUCUUAAAAACAGCUGUUGAGCUACUUUCAAGAGAGUAACUAAAAAAGAGAUGCAAAAUGAGUGUGACGUCAUUCAAGGUUCAAACUUCAAACCGCGCAAAUGUUUGUGGAAGUGUUUAAACAAUUUUGAUCCCAGUUGAAAUCGAAAUGUGUGUAAAAUAAAGCCUGGCCAGUAAUAUAUGAUCAUUGUCUAGAGGGCGCUGUUAUUCUCAUGUAUAUAGGGUGACAGUUCAGUAUAUAUAAAGUAUGAAUAAAUUCGUUCCAGUGAAAUUCCGCAACAUGGCGCGUGAUUAUAUAUUCCUGGUCAGGCUUUACUUAUAAUAAUUACUUUAAUGU
Molecule: messenger RNA, 2088 nt
Organism: Cydia strobilella
Lineage: Eukaryota; Metazoa; Arthropoda; Insecta; Lepidoptera; Tortricidae
Gene: tex
Product: THO complex subunit 3
Exons: 6
Coding region: 110-1099 (329 amino acids)
Biological process (GO): mRNA export from nucleus
Cellular component (GO): THO complex part of transcription export complex
Molecular function (GO): protein binding
Source: RefSeq, a predicted model, not a curated record